AUGGAAGAGGCCCUUUUUGUUAAUUCUGGCAUCAGUAGCAAAUUGAGGGACAUGACGAACGGAUCCAGUGGGUCUAGUGGGUCCAACAGGUCUGAUAGUCGAGGGGCGAGUAGUUUUGCGUCGAACGAUCUGGCCAAGACUGUGGCCACCACAGCAUCUGUACUUGUCAAUUCGACUGGUACUCAGGGGCAAGCUGCUCUUUUUGCGAAUUCAACCUUCCAGAAAGCGAUUGGGGAUACUUUAGGAGAGGAGUUUCGCACUCGUAGGUUACUGAGAAAGCACGCAGGUGAAGUACGUAUCAGUAUGCUCUCACGACGACGAGCUGAAGCGUCCAUACUACGGCGUAAAAAGCAUUCACGUAAGGACUUCUCUGUUCUUUCCGAGCAGAUGCUUCAUUCCAUUCCUACUGACGAUAAGGCAGGGGGUGGAUCUUUGGGGUCUGUGUAUUCUAAGAGGUUUCAAGCAGGUACUGAUAACAGUGCAAUUAAUGGAGAGAGUAACGAGACGAGUGAUGAUCCGAUAUGGGCGGACGCUUCUACCGAAUUGGAUAAUGAUGCGACCGAGGGGACCGGAGAGACUGAGAAGAAGCGGGAAGACUCUCGAUUCUCACUUUUUCAAGGGUUUUCAGCCACUUUACCAGAGGUUGAUGAGCGUUUAAAGCAAUUGAUAGAUGGUUCUGCCAAGUUAUUGGACUUUAAUAAGGACCACGAGAAUACCAUUUCAGAAAACUUAACCUUGAAAUGCCGUAACUCGUUGUUACCAUCAGGAAUCACAGAGAAAAAAAUCAAAGAAUCACAAGAUUCUUCACAAUUGCUCGAUUUCCAAAAUGAAAUCAACUAUAGAUUGGAUCUAAUGGAGAUUCGGAAGAGUUUGUCAUCAAAUGAAAUCAAUGAGAUUGACCAAAAGAUUGAUCGACUUUACAAGCAACGGAAGUUGGUUUUUGAUCAUAUAGCGUCGUUUGAGCGUGAUCAGACAUAUCUUGAAGACAAACUUUUAGAGAUCGAGCAGCGUUUGACACUGAUAAGAGAUAUUGAGCCAUUAUCCAAUUCUCAUAAGUUGGUGGAUCAAAUGGGAGAAUUGGAAGUUGAAGACAAGGACGAAGACGAAGAAGACGAGGCUGACGACGAUGAAGAUUAUGUUCAGAUCGGACACAAGAUACGGAACACCGGUAAAAGGAUUCCCUCUCGAAAGCACAAGGCCACAUUACAACGGUAUUAUAAACCGGGAAAUGAAAUACAUAGUUUCAAAGCUCAUGAUGACUCCAUUAUAUGCUUUGAAUUUGACGAGCCAUUUGGAACUCUCGUUACGGCCUCCCAGGAUAAUACCGUAAGGGUGUGGGAUAUGUCACGAUAUCGGUGCAUGGGAUUAUUAGAGGGUCACUUCAGUAACGUGACAUGCAUGGAAAUGCAGAAUAGCUUGGUUCUUACGGGGUCUUUGGAUGCGACGUUGAAGUUGUGGGACACGGAUAAAGUUGGAAAUUCAGAGACGGAUGAGAAUGACCAUCGUGAGUUACCUUUGCUACAGACUUUUGAGAGUCAUGUUGAAGAGGUGACAGCAUUAAGCAUGUAUGGUGACACCAUAGUAAGUGGAUCUGCAGACAAAACCAUACGGCAAUGGGAUAUCAAUACAGGAAGAUGCAUGCAGACGAUAGAUGUUUUAUGGGCCACUAAUAUGAUGAUGAAUUCAUCGGUGAUGGAAGAGGGUACUUCUGGCAUGCUACCCAAUGUUGGUAGCUGGGAUAAUGUGAAGCAUCCAUUUAUUGGUGCUUUACAAUGCUAUGAUGCGGCUCUAGCCUCUGGGGGAUCUGAUGGAAUAGUGAGAUUAUGGGACUUGAGAAGUGGAGAAGUUGUUAGGCAACUUAUUGGGCACACAGGACCUGUGAGUUGUCUCCAAUUUGAUGAUAAGAGCCUUGUGACAGGAUCGGUUGAUAGAUCUGUUCGGAUCUGGGAUCUCAGAACGGGUGGAAUAGUGGACUCGUUUGCAUACGACUCACCCAUUACAAGUCUAGAGUUUGACUACAAUAAGAUUGUAUGCACUAACGAAGAGAAUACGGUGAAAGUGUACGAUCGGAUCGAUGAGAAGCAUCGGAAAUGCGGCUCCGGAGUCAAGGAAAAAACCGCCAGCAUAGUUAACUAUGCCAGAUACAGGCAGGGAUAUCUCAUUGAGGGAAGAGAUGAUGGUACUGUGGGAGUAUGGGCUGUAUAA
Molecule: messenger RNA, 2205 nt
Organism: Brettanomyces nanus
Lineage: Eukaryota; Fungi; Ascomycota; Pichiomycetes; Pichiales; Pichiaceae
Exons: 2
Coding region: 1-2205 (734 amino acids)
Molecular function (GO): protein binding
Source: RefSeq, a predicted model, not a curated record